Molecule: messenger RNA, 2798 nt
Organism: Osmerus eperlanus (European smelt)
Lineage: Eukaryota; Metazoa; Chordata; Actinopteri; Osmeriformes; Osmeridae
Gene: c17h12orf56
Product: chromosome 17 C12orf56 homolog
Exons: 13
Coding region: 193-2178 (661 amino acids)
Source: RefSeq, a predicted model, not a curated record
GGAUGGUGUUAUCUAUCACUGUCCACACCGCCGACAGACACCUCCAAGCAUGGAUGCAGCCUAAUGCCCGUUACUUUUCCCGCCAGACAAACAUAGGGUUCUAUACCGCGGAUGUUGUAACUGGUAACCUUCAAGAAAGUGUCUCUAGCUGGCUCAUGAUCCUCUAAUGACAGUGACAGGUGCGCUCCGUUCAUGCCCGUGCCCAUGGCCCGGACAGGCGCGGGAAAUCUGCUGUGCAAGCGGAACAGUAAACUGGACUCUUUCCUCAAGAGGAACACUGACCGUGGGGUGUAUGAGCGAAUCCGUGCUUACGAGCCGUGCGUGGUGAUCUCCGAGACCGUCAACAAGGUGUUUAUGCAUGUGGUUCUGAGUGAUGACUGCGUGUACCUGGCGGAGUACCCUCCGCGCACCCUGACGGUAGCCGUCAACUUCAGCCACAUCAGGGAGAUCGAGCUGGUCAACGAUCUACCUGACUUCCUGUCUGGGCGGGACCGAGAGCGCUCGCAACACAUACGCGUCGUCUACGCCACCGAAAAGCAUAGUGGGAAGAGACAUGGGUGGAUGAGAGGAAAGGAGCCUGGUGAAUUCCAGCCCAGCCCCGCCCCACCUACUCACAGGCACUCUCUGGCUGUGUCUCCGUCUCUGAGAGUUGGAGGCGUCGUCCUGUCGGCCCAUGCACCCCCCCCAGGGACUGACGUCUGGGAGCUCCCCCCCAUCCAGCGGAGGAACAACGAGGUUGAGGAGGAGGAGGAAGAGAGGCUCCCCAUGUUGAGGAUCAACCGCUCUGCCUCCUGCCCCGACCCCCAAACCCUGGGCCUCCACGUCGCCCCACCCAGGCCCCUCCCCCAACCCCCCUCCCCAGCCCUCUCCCUGCCCUCCCCUCACUCGCCCCUGUCCCCCGAACCCCCCCCUCCGGCGGGCCGGUCGGAGCCCGCGCCCCUUCCCAGGAGGAGGAGGAGGGGCUCGGUGCUGGCCCGUCUGAUGAAGAAGGGGCGGGCGCCGGGGGGAGAGAGGAAUGAGGAGGGGGAGGGAGGCAGGGAGGCCGAGCUGCACCUCUAUUCGGUGUCCCCCACCUCGCGGAUCUACCUUCACCUGCAGAGCUCCUGGAGCAGCUACAUCAUAAGAUCAACAUUGCUACUAGACCCUCUCUACAGUAAACGAUGUAGCGCCUCCGCUAACAGCACCCCACAGAUACAGCCCACCAUUAGCUGGGAGCGUACAGCUCACCUGUUCCGUCAGCUGAGUGGGGAGCUGCUCCAGGAAGGCCUCAGUCUGGAGAGCCGGUACCUGCUGCUCCAGGAGCUGUGCACCGCGGCGCACCGCAACACCACCCUCCGCAAGCUCUUCUGGAGGUCCAGCGACCUGUGUCCGUUCCUGGUCAGAACGCUAGAAGAAUCGCUUCGAAGCUGCCAGGCACCUGAUGCCAACCGUAGAGGAGGACACACCGCCGAUCAGCUGCUGCUGUGCACCCUCAUCAUCCAGACCAUGGCUUUGAUGUUCAGAGAAACUGAGAUCGAGCCAGCUCGCCUCAACAUGCUUACAGCCAAACAGGGAGCUUUGCCUGCUAGGCUGCUGCUGGCAAUGGUGUGUGAGCCUCAGCUCCCACCCCAGGAACCAGCUCUCAGCCCCCCAGACCUGAGGCAAGACCCCCCCACACACACAAAGCUGCAGGGCCUGUUAGCUGAGUAUCUGGAUGCCGCCUGCUCUCUACUGUUUGAGCUGGUGGUGCUGUGUCAAGAAGAGAGCGCCGCGGUAGAUGAAUCUAUGGACACCCGUGAUGGAGGAUGUGGAUGUGUGUUGCUGCAGGCCAGCCGGACGUUGAGGUGUCUGGAGCAUUUCCUCACUGUGGGAUGGAUCCUGAAGGUUCUGCAGCCUCAUCCAGCCUUGAGGUCCUUCAUGGGCUUCCAGGCCCAGCAGGUGGUCCUGGUUCUGUCUGACCCCCAGGCCCCUCUGAGCCCGGCCCAGGCUGCUCUGGUGUACCAGCGCUGCAGGGUUCUGCUGGCCUGUCUCCAGUACAGCUCCCCACUGGGCCUGUACCUUCGCACAGAGUACCGGGAGGAGUUCCGGUAUUACGUGAAGGUGUCCUGUUUGGAGGAGAAACUGCCUUCCCACUACCCCAUCAGUCAGCCGGCCCGACGCCUUGUAUCCCAGCUGCUGGGACUCAUCCUGCAGAAUUAAUGAACAAUGAAGCACCCUCUGGAGACAUGCGUGCUCACACACACUGAUAUUUAUAAUAUGUAAUCAUGUACAAAGACAACACACACACCUGUGCAGCAUGUUGACUUAUCCUCCUAUGUGUUAGCAGGGCGCUGUACCAGCUAGCGUAUGGUACCAGUUAGUGUAUGUUCUCCAUCACUCUGAGAGGCACUGGGGAAAGCCCACAGUGUGCCUUUGUGUGGACAUGCAGUGGGGCGGGUGUGUGUGAGGGGAGGGGUGUGUGUGUGUGUUUGUGGGGGGGUGUUCACACAAAUGCCAUUCCAUGGUGUCUAUGACUUAUUCUGGACGGGAGUGAUGACUUUUCACAUCUCUUCUGCACAAGGCCUUGUCUUGUUCUCAGGUAAAUGAUGUCAUGGCGAAUGAAGGGACUGAGAGUCUCUUGUUGAAAUCUGUAUGAAUUAAGUAACUGCACUUCUCACUUUAUGAGUGUUUUGAAUGUAGUCAGUAUUGGACUGGAUGACAUUAUGUCAAGUUGUGUUUCACAAAAUAUCCUCAUUAUUGUUAUACUUGGGCAUAAUAUUCUGCAUAUAUUUGAGCUUUUGUGCAUUAAAUAUCACUUUUAGGGUGUGAUUUGACUGAUC